UAAUUUAUACUUAUUUGAGUUCAAUGUUUAUACUUACGUUGCAAGACGUAGAUCCGGUUACAAUAUUUCAACCGUUGAAGCGUGCAACUCAUUUCACCAGGUUUGAGUUUGAGUUUAAAAACAAAUCUGUUGGAACAGUUCACGAAUGUUCAUACAAACAAAUUGCUUCGAAGCAAGUGUUAGUUUUGCAUGCUGUAGUACAUGAAAAAGUUUUUCAAAUGCAUGCAUUAUUUAGUAUUUCUAAAUGCAAUGAAUAUUACGUGGAUUGUAUAAAUGUUAUAUCUUAUGAAAUAUGUGAAUUGUGCUCAAAAUUACAAUUGCUAACCCAUUUUAUUGUGUUUAAAAAUACUAAGGAAACUUUAACUACAUGUCCAAUAGUGGGUGAAUACCGUUACAAGAACAUGACGAUUGAGGCUGAUAAGUUUGGGUCUAUAUUUAGUAUUCCGACUGAAAAAUGGUGGGAAUAUUAUUGGAAAAUCAAUGUUAUAUUAUACGAUACACAGAAAGCAGAAUUUGCUUCUACAAAUCUUGACUUUCACUUUAUACAGUAUAGAAGCCGAAAUCGAAAACACCAAAAAAAUAUAACAUAACAUAUUAUAAUAUUAUGAUAAUUAUUACAUUUUCACUAAAGAUGUGUUUAUUGCAUUGAUAAAUUAUACCUU
This is a messenger RNA of Myzus persicae (green peach aphid), 662 nucleotides long. RefSeq lists its product as uncharacterized. NCBI's taxonomy places the organism in Eukaryota, Metazoa, Arthropoda, Insecta, Hemiptera, Aphididae. The coding region runs from base 24 to 590 and encodes 188 amino acids. The record is from RefSeq and is a predicted model, not a curated record. The transcript is spliced from 4 exons.